This is a messenger RNA of Cyclocybe aegerita, 2319 nucleotides long. Lineage: Eukaryota; Fungi; Basidiomycota; Agaricomycetes; Agaricales; Hemipholiotaceae. The record is from the annotation of a GenBank genome assembly.
AUGCUCAUUACCUUCAAUCCCGCCCUAGGCGGCACAGUUCAUAUCACGCCCGCAUCAGUCCUUCCCGAAACCCAGACGAUAUCAUUACUCUUUACGGCCAAACUCAGCGCUAGCGACUACGACCAGCUCAAUCGGGACAGAGGACGCGUCCAGCUCUGGUCUGAUCUUCCACACAAAGAUAGGGCGUAUGGUGUGUGGGGCGAGUUCGAAUUCGGCCAGAACAGACGUGAAGAUGCACCAGGGUCUGCAUUAUCCGGUGCAUAUAGGGUGUCCUUAGGGAGCUCGCUACCGUCGUACGACAGCCAGGAGAAGACACUUUACCUCCCCGUUCUGUUGUCUGCAGAUGAAUGUUGGGCAAGGAGAUUCCUGUUCACUUAUCGCAUCGUCUACCCUUCGGGCGAGACAACCUGGCUGGGAGCGUUCGGACAAAAUGGAACAUUGUUCCUAGACCCAGUCGAGGCCAACACCCUACACGGGCUUUCCCUUCAAAGCGGUUGGGAGGUUGAUGAAGCGAAGGGUAGACGCAUAUUCGCGAUUCAAGGGACCGUCAAUUCAUUGCUGGUGGCCAAGAUUCCAAAGAUGACGGACUUCAGGAUUUGGGCUCUUGGGAAGGACAGCUUUCUGCCCAGGUUGAGAGAUACCUCACUCGUCUUCCUUGUUCCUCGUCCACAGUUGCGUUCAGUCGUUCUUCAACCAACAUACAUUCUCGUCGCCUCUCCUGGACUGACAGUAACUGUCUCUACCGACGGUCUUGUCACCGUCUCUGGAACAGGCAACAUUAUUCUUCGAACGCACGAUGUUGUUGAGGAAGACUUGGAGCAAUUCCUUCGACAAACAAUAUCGUAUACCAAUUUGGAUGAUUGGUGGAUGCUAACUGUGGACUCAAACUCCAAGGCUGUGAUCCUCGCUUCCAACGCGAGGCGCUACCCAAUUAAUGCGGCCAUCAUACCAUUUUGGCCUUCUGAGCAUCUACGCUCUCCUCUUCGCCUGGAGUUGAAGCGAUUGCAAGCUGCUUUUGAUGAUCCCUCAAGAAGUAAAGAUUUCGCGCUGUAUUCGCCGUACAAUCUGCAAAUGCACGCAUUCAGUGCGGAGAAUCAAGGAGGAAGAGUUCCCGAAGAUGUCGUCCUUGAAUACGAUGAUCUGAAUGGCGACUUCACCCUUUGCCCAAUAUAUCGCCUUCAAACGCCGGGAAAUGACCAGACGUCUAGGAAAAGUUGGGCAGCGAUUAUUCUCAAUCCCCAUACCGUCAUUCCUCCAUUUCCUUCAGAAGAUGUGCUCCCUACACCUCCUCCAUCUCCUCAUUUGAAACCUAUCGCCCAUCUGUUGCACGUUACUGCCGAGAGCAGGAUGUCAUCCGUUCCCUCCCUCCCUUCUGACACUGGCCUUUCAAUUCGACGUUCACCGUCGGCAGAGGCUCAGUCCUCUCGUGCUUCUUCAGUGAGUCCUGAUGAUGAAGACAAUCCUCGUUUGACGAUCACAAGGCCACCACGGCCGCCAUCUCCGACGAUGUCGAUGACAUUGUCCCUCUUUAGAACCAUUUUCGCCUCGGUCACCGUUUUCCUAAGACUCUUUUGUCGAUUCUUCUCGCCAAGGGCAUUCUUCGGAUUCGGUCAGCUGCCUCGGAACGGUCAUACUCUACCACCUCGAAGUGAUGAAGACACGGCUCAUCGCUUAACCGGUCCUAGCGAGCCUUCAGCCGAGGUUGCAGAAGAGACGAAUCCUGAAGUACUCCCAAUCUCAGUCGAAAAGACGACGGACACGAUCACAGCAGAAUCUGACCUUCAUCCCGAUCCCGACAUUCCAUUGCUCAGCAAACCCCAAGAGCAGUCAUACACAAUGGGACCCGAGUCUGGAAAUACAUCUACCACAGACCUAGGUCCUGUACGUACAACAGAUCGCCCUUUUGUAGGAGAGGGUCCUUUCUAUGCCGAACUGCACUUCAGUGUGGAGGAUAUGUUUUCCAAGCAAAGCACGGCAGCUGUUGCCCUCUUCCUCUUCCCAAACAUCUCCACACCCGAAAACGCGGCUCUGGAUGACGGGUAUUCCGCCAGCGCCACCUCCGUGCCUAACCUGAACGGAUUAGAAACAGCAGUGCGAUUCCUCGAUGGGCCUCAUUCAGGGUGUACGGUGAGCAAGUGCGUUGUCUUUGCACAUGGAACAGUUCCGGCCUCCGACCAAGAUCCAACUCGCGGCCAACUCGAGACACAGGACCCGAACUGUUGCUACCUUCUGGAGUACGAGCUGGAUCGGGAGGAUGUUCAGAAAAACUCGACGGUGAUCAGCAUCUCGUCACCUGCCAUUGCCAACCUCCGUGCUUGA